Molecule: messenger RNA, 6430 nt
Organism: Odontomachus brunneus
Lineage: Eukaryota; Metazoa; Arthropoda; Insecta; Hymenoptera; Formicidae
Gene: nAChRalpha4
Product: acetylcholine receptor subunit alpha-like
Exons: 10
Coding region: 350-1813 (487 amino acids)
Biological process (GO): chemical synaptic transmission; regulation of membrane potential; signal transduction
Cellular component (GO): postsynaptic membrane; synapse; neuron projection
Molecular function (GO): acetylcholine-gated monoatomic cation-selective channel activity; transmembrane signaling receptor activity
Source: RefSeq, a predicted model, not a curated record
CGUAUCCACUCUCAUUCGCGUCUAAACUAUUGUGAGAUAUUCUGCGCGCGUGUAUACGUGUGUCGUGACGCUAAAAGACGUGAGCCUUCGACGUAACAAUACGAUGCGGAGUUUGUUUUUCUUCGGCGAUACGAUCGACGAGGAACCAAAGAGGAAGAGAGAGUAUGUCGUCGGCAGGGAUUGGUAUCUACUAUCUUUCUCGGUCUCCUGCCAUAACGCCUGUUACGCCGAAAAUACAGGCAUCAUUUGACCAUCCCUCAUAUACGUAUGUUAAUGAGUGUUUGAAAGGCAGGAUCAAUCGGCUUCUCCCGCGUUUUUGGCUAUAUUAUCGAAACUGCAUUAUACACUUAUGUCAUGGUACGACUACAAACUGCGCUGGGACCCGAAGGAAUACGGAGGGGUUCACAUGUUGCACGUGCCGUCCGAUCACAUUUGGCGGCCCGACAUAGUGCUCUACAACAACGCGGACGGCAACUUCGAGGUGACCUUGGCCACGAAGGCCACGAUCUACCAUCAAGGAUUGGUCGAGUGGAAGCCGCCGGCCAUAUAUAAGUCAUCCUGCGAGAUCGACGUGGAGUACUUCCCAUUCGACGAGCAGACCUGCGUCCUCAAGUUCGGUUCGUGGACCUAUGACGGCUUCAAGGUCGAUCUGAGACACAUGGACGAGAAACCCGGGAGCAACGUGGUGGACGUGGGAGUCGACUUGUCCGAAUUCUAUAUGUCCGUAGAAUGGGAUAUUCUAGAAGUGCCUGCAGUACGAAACGAGAAGUUUUACACCUGCUGCGACGAGCCCUACUUGGACAUCACGUUCAACAUCACGAUGAGGAGGAAGACCCUCUUCUAUACGGUGAACAUCAUCAUACCCUGCAUGGGAAUCUCGUUUCUCACGGUUCUCACGUUUUACCUGCCCAGCGACAGCGGCGAAAAGGUAACGCUCUCGAUCUCGAUUCUCAUCAGCCUUCACGUGUUCUUUCUGCUGGUUGUCGAAAUCAUCCCGCCGACAUCGUUGGUCGUGCCGCUGCUUGGAAAGUACCUGAUAUUCGCCAUGAUACUCGUCUCGAUAAGUAUAUGUGUUACUGUUGUCGUCCUCAACGUCCACUUCCGCUCACCGCAGACGCAUAAAAUGGCACCCUGGGUGAAGAGAGUUUUUAUACACAUUCUUCCGCGGCUUUUAGUCAUGAGGAGGCCGCAGUAUAAAUUCGAAACUAACAGGUACACUUCCGGCAGAGUGCUAAUGAGGACCGUCAGGGGGAAGGAGAAGACCUGCUAUUAUCCUUACCACCCGUCUACCCAGGAGGACAGCGAGGAGCAUCUCACAUCCAAGAGAUUCCACAGCCGUCCUUCGUCAAAGGAAGACCUCUCGCCUUCCAGCCUUACAGACGGUGCGAGGUUUGGCGGUAGCUGCCUGAUUCACGGUCCUCCUCUGCCGCCUCUACCGUUACACACUGAGUGCGAGGAUCUCUCGGUUGCCGGGGACACAGGCAUAGAAGAAGUGAAAAGCCCGGCGCUACGAAGCCCGCCCGCCUUCUCGCACUCCCGCUGCCCGCCGGAAGUGCACAGAUCCUGCAUUUGCGUACGUUUCAUCGCCGAGCACACCAAAAUGCUCGAAGAUUCGACCAAGGUGAAGGAGGACUGGAAGUACGUGGCGAUGGUCCUGGACCGGCUGUUUCUUUGGAUCUUCACCCUGGCAGUAUUGGUCGGCACCGCCGGCAUCAUACUGCAGGCGCCCACUCUCUACGACGACCGAGUACCGAUCGACAAGAAGUUCAGCGAGUUCGCGACCACGACAGCGGUGAAGUGCCCGCCCCAGUAGUCCAUGCCCGAGCCCUGCACCGUAGAGAAAGACUAAGGACCAGAAGCCCGGACCCCCCGUCCUAGUCUUAGGAGAGUCCGCAAGCUCCACUUCCUUAUCCUCUUCAACGACGAAAUUACGGCAAAAGGGCUCCGAUCUUGCAAGGAACGACCGUGUGAGAAGAGAUUGACGGGCGAUUGACGAGACACACAUGUUCUCCCGAGAACGGAAGACAGGUCGCGGGCAGAACAAGCUUAGAGGAAGUCGGGAAGAAUCGCUCCCGUCGACGCGCCACGGAGAGUCGCCUCGGUACGGCGGACGAUUUUCGUAGAUCGGAAACAGAAAGGCGACGGACAGGUCGUUGCGGGAUCUCGGCGUGUCGACGACACGAGGCUCGCGGUUUCUUCCAUGAGAUCGCCUGCUCCUCCGGUGUCCUCGCGGACAUAUUCGCGGCGCGAGAUCCCGUGCGCGAAACCUCACGUGCACCUACCAUAGUCUGCUCAAGUAAAUCGUAAAUACGAAGCUGCCACUACUUAAUCGAGUAAUCUAACACAUCAGGCUGACGGACGUCACGGUGUAACGUUGUAUAGUAAUUUUAGCGCCUCGAAGAAAAACAGAGAAAGGACGAAGAGAAACGCCAGCGGUCAAUUGUUCGUCUGAACGCACGCGCGCGCGCGCGCGCGAACGAGAGUAUCGUUCGCCUCCAGGUAAGACAAAACCAGGACUAAUUAAACGCUGGUUAAUUAAUUCGAGGGUUCUUCUCUCUGUUCGCUGUUGGUGAAUUAAUAAACCGCGCGAGACAGAGAGAGACAGUCAGGAGACUUUCAAAAGUUAGUUAAUCCAGUCCGUCGCGGGGCGGCUGUGUACUUCACGCACAUUGUUUCGCACGAAGGAUUAGAUCGUCGUUGAUGCAGCGUCGUCGGCCGGCUUUCCUCGCGCAUAGAACACAUUUUUUAUACCGAAACGCAACAUCGUCUCGACGAUGGCUCGUGAUUCGUCGCGACGCACCGGCAGCGAUGCGAAUAUUUCGCGAUACUGCCGCGUCGCGAUUCGAACGGUGACUCGUCGAUGGCCAGAGUGAAAUGGCAGGUGUGCGGCGAUUACGCCGCACUGCGACGCCGAUUGAUACGGCGCGAACGAUAUCUCGCUCGGACGAGACACGCGCGCGUUCCGCGAACGCACUCGCGUUUUUUGUAUCGCGCGGUCGGGGAGCCGCUCGCAUUACUCGAGCUAAUUAGUUAAGCACCGCGUAGCUAGCUCGUCGUACACAGAUCUAGGGUAAUGUAACCUUACUCGAAGUAUAACCAGUUGAUAAUUUUAGAGAUGUAUCCGUUUAUACGAGCAUAUAUAUAUAUAUAUAUAUAUAUAUAAGAGCGGCACACACACGGACGAGCCGACGGCGCGUCGGCUACGCGAAGCAGCAAUCCUCCCUGAGUACUGUUUCGCAAAAUCACCACACCAAACCCGAUCUAUUCCCUCCAUCAGAGCUGUGCUUCAAGGAGCCGCGCUCCUUCGCGGAUGAUCCGAACGCGUUCUACCUGUCGCGCCCGAUCUCGGCGCUUCCCGCGAUCUUCUUCCUUUGAUUUUCUCGCCGAUGCGAUGUAAAUACCUCCAUUCGUACACGCACACGUACGCGCGGCCCUUCCGUCAUCGUUUCACCCUUCCCUAAGCUUUUCUCGCAUCGCGAGCGGAAAGGAGGAUGCGCGUCGAGAGGGCCCACGCCGCCGACGCGUCACCUCGUCCCGAUGAAGAAAAAAAAAUAUUGUAUUUUGUAACGAAGAAAACUGAAAUACGCGAGAUACUACAAUAAAGGUAACCGAUAGUACGGUAAGAACAAGUAAAGCAUACGAAUUCUAAAGCUGAUAGUUGUAGGGAAUUGAACAACCGUUGACGCUGUUGUUCAAUGCCGUAGUUCGUCGUGGUCGUUGUGUGAGUCGUCAUUCAUGAUUUCGCCUUUGUUUCUACUCUCUUUUUAGACGGUUAUUACGCGUCGUGUAUGAUAUUUGUCAUUGUGGUUAAACGAAUCGAUAGUCGCGAAUCGCGAGGCGUACGAAUAGUUACACUCGCGAGAACGUGUAACCCAACGUCGGAGAAUCAUGGAUCGCGCCGGCAGGAGCAAGGUGUCCAGAUUAAUGAUUAUUCGCGUGUUUCGCGGGGAGAAGUCUCUGAACAGAUGUUCUUUUUUCGUUACACGAACCGGCGCAAUAGUCUCGGCGUGUCACGCGACUUGAUGAUUCGAAUUUUCCAAUCGUAUGAUGAAUUUAUCAUCUAUUGGUUAUUCUAAGAAGAGAGAAAAUGAUAUGGCUGAGCAGGUAGAUGCACGGAGAAGAAGGACUGGUUUUGUAUUAACGUGAAGUUUGCUUCGUGACAAACGAACCGUUUUAAUUGAAGGAAACUGUAUUUCUAGCUAUAUAUAUAUAUAUAUAUAUAUAUAUAUAUAUAUAUAUAUAUAUAUAUAUAUUUCUAGCUCUUGGAACCAAGUUUGUGUCGUAAGAACCACAGAAAUUCUGUAUGCUUCAGCUCAAAACGCGUUAGUUCAUUAAAGUCAAACUUUAUGUUAAUAUCAAAUUUUCUUUUUCAGCGACCUUUACUUAGAGCGUAACUUUAUUCAGGUUAGUGUCCAGAAACAAAUGUAUGCGAUCAGAAAGUGCUACAAGUGAGAAAAAAUACUUGAGGAUUCACAUCUGUGGAUAUAAAAUUUAUUCACAGAAAUAAACUUUAUCUUCCACAAAUAAAAAUUUCAAAACAUUUUUUCCGUGUACUAAUACACUGAGAAAAAAUAUCUAUUAUAUACCAAGAAAAAAGCAUUUGAAAAUUUAUUUGCGGGAUAUAAGGUUUAUUCGCAAAAAUAUUCCACAAAUAAGGUUUCAAGCACUUUUUUCUCGAUAUAUAUAGAAUGUUGACACACUGUCAUUUUGUCGAUUUGUGUACAUGUUUCUCCCCGCGUAAUCGAUUAGAAAACAAAAUAAAGAGUAUCUGUUAUUAAUUUAAAUGGGACAGUGUCAAGGCUACCGUCGCCUCGAACUGAAAAAAAAAAAAAAAAAAAAAAAAAGAGCGACCGGUCGUUCUCUCGAUAGAAACGGAUAUCCGAUGUCCUCCUGUGCUGAUUUUUAAAUCAGAGAGAGGAACAUGAAAAACAAGCGGAUUGAUGGCUCGCGAUUGAUCGCGUGUCGAUAACCCCUUUCUCGGUCGACGAUCGAUACUCGCGUUGAUGUCCUCGAUUCUCCGACGUUCUUAGGACUCCUCUUAACCGUAACCAACGCGUAAUAAUUUCCGCGCAUUUCCCAGCAGCAGUUAUAACGCAACGGUACGUUUUGGACUGUAAAUAUAUUAUUACGGCGAGGAAUAACGAUUCCCCAUUACUACUGCCAUUAAGAACGCAACGCCGGUAUUUUAGAGAGCGUUUUUGCGCCGUCACCUGGACGGCCAUCGAUCGUUCUUCGUUCGUUCGAGAACCAUUUUCGGCGUGCGAUCGUUCAUUACGACUCUCGCGAUUGCCGAUCACUCGUCGUGGCGCGCUUCCAUGCGUAUGAAAAGAAAAGAGAAGUGGAGUUGCCGCGCGGGUAGACGAUGAGAUCUCUCUCUCUCUUUCUUUCUCUCUCUCUUUCUUUUGAGAGAGAGAGACAGAAAUUCGGACGGUCGUUUCUCUCUGCGAGUCGCCACGACGAUCGACACUGAUCGGGUCUGUUCGCGUAGCGGAACACACACAGAGAUGGGCAGAGCUUCCCGAUAUUUCGAUAAUUGCGCGAUCACCGCGAAAUACAGGCGCGUCAGAUUAUUCGUCGGUUGAUCCGCGUCCGAUAUUCUUGAUGCAUCUUGACAUGGGGGGAGGGGGGAGAAAGAGAAGUCGCUCAGUUAUGCCCAUCUCCGAACGGACUACCAUCACCGAAGUGAGGUCGAGGGCGAGGAUACACGCUGAUCGCUACCUGAUUGAAAAUCGUCCAGUGAACCGCCGAAACGCAUUAGACUCGAGGGAGGCGAGGGCGUGCAUUAGGUUUGUAGACUCGAGAGAUUGCUCUCUUCCUAGCGAGAGAGCGAAACAAAUCUACUCAGCACUAGGUCGUUAGGGAAAACAACGCACACGUUUUCUAUGAUAGAGCUACGUAUUUACUUAAUUGUUACGAAAUAGCGCCGCCCUCGUGACAGCGGCGACACUCACUGUCACGAGGAUUACGUCGACGUCGAUCGCGGGAUGACCUUAGGUUAGGGGUGCUGAGAGAACGAGAAUGAGCGAGAGAGAGAGAGAGAGAGAGAGAGAGAGAGAAAGAGAGAGGAAGAAAGAAAGAAAGAAAGACGGGGUGUGAAUGUGGGUCAUGCAUAUUUAGAUAAUAGACGAGAUUAUGACAAGAUAAGUUUAAGAUGUAAAUACCGUGUAAAUAGCCGUGCGUAGCGUUAAGUCGAGAAGGCUAUGUAACAAUCGGGCCUUUUUUUACAAUCUCUUCAGACACUCACAUCCCUCCGAGAAAUCUCACGGGGCUCUUUAAUAUUAUCGACGUCGUAUCCGUUGGUUCUUUGUAACGCAGACCGUGUACAUUAUAUUUCAAUACUCUCCGAAUGAUUUCGAGCCUUCAUAAUAUCAUAUGUGCGGAUGCGAAAAGUGCCCUGUCGAUCCGAGAAUGAAGCGUCGUUAGAGAUUAU